This is a messenger RNA of Clarias gariepinus (North African catfish), 1245 nucleotides long. RefSeq names its product glucose-dependent insulinotropic receptor. Gene Ontology annotation, biological process: G protein-coupled receptor signaling pathway. Gene Ontology annotation, cellular component: membrane. The coding region runs from base 39 to 986 and encodes 315 amino acids. The transcript is spliced from 2 exons. The record is from RefSeq and is a predicted model, not a curated record. Lineage: Eukaryota; Metazoa; Chordata; Actinopteri; Siluriformes; Clariidae. Gene Ontology annotation, molecular function: G protein-coupled receptor activity.
CUCCUCGCCUUCUGUUAAAAACAAAUAAAAUAAAAAAAAUGUCUAGUCAUAAUUUCAGCAUUUCUCUCUCGGUUGACUUUAGCACUGCGGGGGAUUUUUUCCUUUUCCUUUACCACCUGCUGUUCGCCACGUGCGCGGCUCUGCUCGCGGGCUCCGUGGUUCUGGGGAUCCUGUGCACGCGCGCGCUGCGGCAGCAGAACCGCUUCAUCUUCAUGCUGAACACCAGCAUUAGCGACACCCUCACCGGCUGCUCCGUCUAUUACCUCGGCCUCUUCGACGUGCAGGAGGGUUAUCCGUCCAGAAACGGAACGCUUUACAUCCUGCCCUCGUUUUUAGGUGUGAACGUGAUGACGUUUCUGUUCGCGCAGUUCGACCGCUACCUGGCCGUGGCGCACCCGUUCUUCUACAACCGCUUCAUUACGCGCUGCUUCGUCAUCGCGUGCUGUGCGUUCUGCUGGGUGUACACCUACUUAAUCUUGGCCAUUCAGAACGUGCUCCCAGUCGCACAAGCCGUCAAACUGAGCGCCUUCGGUGUCAUGACGUUGCAGAUCAUAGUUGUGAUCAAAGUCCUGAUGACCAUAAAGUUAUACAUCAUCGCCAAACACCAGCUCGGCCGCGAGGCGCUCAGCCCGGAGAGAGACAGCAAGAAAGAGUCCCUGCGACUCAUCGUGUUCGUAGUCAUUUGUUUUUUGUCGCUCUGGUGUCCCUCCUUCGUGAAUAUCAUGAUCAAAUAUCUGUCAAACGACGGGCUGCGCUUCAGGAACGAAGCGACCAACGCGUUCGCCAUCAUGGCGCGCUUUAACGCGCUCAGCACUCCUGCGCUUUACAUAUGGGGCAGUCCUGCUCUGCGCACUGCGGUGUGGCGCACGGUGUGGAGAAGAGUGUGUCCGUGGUGCCACAUCACGACUAUAAGAGUAUGCAGCUUGAACACAAAACCAGCAAAAGAUAGAGUGCAGAGCAUCUCACAGAUCUCAAGGGACACAUGAACAACAAAGCCUAUCAUUGCCCUGCCAGACCUGGACUAAACUGGUUUGCCUAUAAUAGAUCAAAUGAAAUAUUCAACUGAUCAAUGUUCGAGUUUGUUUUAUAUAGAAAGGCACUUGACUCCACUACUCGUUGCUGAAUAUAUUAUGUCAAGCGAAGAAGAACUAUGUACAGCAAUAUUUCACUAAACCCAUUGUGAAUAUUUGUAAAUAAAAGUUUAAAAUAAGAACCCUUAAUAAUUCUUUAGGCAUCCCUCUGGAG